Neospora caninum is the source of this 2610-nucleotide messenger RNA. RefSeq lists its product as hypothetical. The coding region runs from base 1 to 2610 and encodes 869 amino acids. The record is from RefSeq and is a predicted model, not a curated record. Lineage: Eukaryota; Apicomplexa; Conoidasida; Eucoccidiorida; Sarcocystidae. The transcript has a single exon.
AUGCCUUCGCGAGGCUCGCCACCUGCACCGGCUCAACGUGCGAUGUUAAAGGGCAAAGAGCACGACCACUCUGGUCUUUCUCGAGAACGGGAGAAGGCGAAAAAGACGGGCGAAGCCAAAGAACAAGCACGAGGAUCCGAGGAAGCGAGCAAGAGCCUGCGGAAAGGAGGGAAGCUAGACGAAGAGCGGCGACAAAAAGGGGACGGCAAGCAAAAAGGAUCGCCUACACAAGGCGAGGAGGACGGCGAAGCACCGAGGAGAGGCCGAAAGAAGAGAGACGAUGAGAAGCUGGCAAAAAACGCGCGCAAGUCUGAGGUUGGAAAGAAUGAUAGGACGCACGUCUCAAAAGACGACCACAGUUCGAUUCCACCGAGCCAGGAAGUGCCAGCAAGGAAGCCCGCACCACGAAGCAGAGAGGCAGACGAGCGGAUACAGACAGCCGGCAAAAGCUGUGAGAUGGUUCAGUUCUCUGCAUCGAGGACACCCGAGACGCCGUGCCGUUCUGCGGCGUUGCUUCCACUUCCUGUCUCCCCUUACUCGCGUUCUCUUCCCUCUUCUUCGUCCUGCGCAUCGUCUUUGUCUUGUGGACUCGGUCUUCUUUCGCCGGCGGCGCUUGUGGCCAUCGAGCGAAGAACAGGAAUACCUGCGCAUCGCCACGACGCGGAGAAUCGUCUUCCUAGCGCCAGGAGCAAGCGCGCGCAUUCGAAAGAAAAAGAGCGGCCGGGGACUGGAAAGAGUGAUCUGCGAACCUCAGGCCGAAAACCCCCUCUCAUAAUGUCUCGUCGACGCGGUUCGCCUUCCUCCCGCCCGUUGCCUACAUCCGUUGCCGCCUCGUCAACUUCUUCGUCUUCUUCCCCUUUGCCUGUGGCUGCUGUUUCUUCCGCGCCUUCUUCUUCAGCUGCUUCGGGUUCGUCUUCUUCAGGCGCUUCCUGUUCCGUGGAUCCGUUCCGUCGGAAUCCUGCGCUUCUCUCUGCGGCGGCGUUUCUGGCCACCGGUGGAUGGGAUCCUCUGUCGGACGACGAUUCUGGCGAGGAGCUCAGCAGCCAGUCCGACGACGCGUGCAGCACUUCCAAGGGCGGAGAAGGUCGCGUUUCCCUUUCCGAAGACGCCGCAGUUUCGCCGAGGGAAUCCCGAAAAGAGGGAAACGUGUGGCUGAGCGACGCGUGGGGGGAUCCCUGGAGUGAUCACGAAGGGCGUGGAUCCUCGCAGAAGGACUGGGACAAGAAAGCAGAUGGAACCAUCCGAAAUGCCAGGCAACAGAAAGCUGCGUUAAACAGGGGAAAAAGAAGGAAAGGAUGGUCUCCCGCGGAGGAUCGCUUGGGCUUGUCUCUGCUUGGCGACUUUCCCCCGGCUCUUGGUUCGGUGUACCUUCAACGGGCGGCAGGGUGUGCGUCUUUAUCCUCUCAAGUGGGGGCGGGUUUCUCGUCGUUUCCUUCCGCCUUUUCCUGCGCCUCUUCUUCGUCUUGCUCCUCAUCGUCAUCGGUCAGUGUUGCGUUCUCGACACCCUUGAGGGAGGCGUUCGCCUCGCUCUCUGUUGUCAGCGGUGCACCGGACGAUCCUGCGUCGAUGCUCGGCCGGCGAUCCGAACAAAAAUAUGGAUCUUCUCCUUCGCCUCCUUCUCGUUUUCCCCGUGCUGUCUCGCGUCACACAGCAUCUUCUGCGCCGUUUGGGUCUUGUGCCUUUGACGCCUGUGUGGGAUCUUCGGCUGCCUACCCUCCUGGUUCGCACGUUGUUGCUUCGAGUCUGGGAAGAAAAAGCGCCGUGCUUCCCCCUCCCCCGUCGUUGCCAAGCCCUGGAGAGAAGGAGUCGGUCGUUCAGCCGCCUCCGCCUCCGCCGUGUUUUGCCAAGCAAGACGCUUUCCGUUCGCCUUUUUGCUUUGGUUCUUCGUCGAGGUCCGCGACCGAAGAGCGAAGACCGAGCUCCGGUGUCCCUCCUCCUCCUAAACUUGUGGAAAACGCCCUGUCCCCGCCAUCUCUGGGUCCUUCUGCACAGGACCGUUUCAGGCAGCCCGCUUUGGUUGUCGCCCCGGUGUCUCUCCAGCGUCACAUUGAGAACGAAGCCCAUCACGGGCGCGGUCUUUCGUUUUCAACUUACCCCUGUCCAACUCCUCUUGACACCGGAGAAGCCCACCCGUCCCUGCCUCCUAUUGCGUCGUAUCCUGACGAGCAAGGAACGAUUUCGUCACGUGCGUUUUUCUCAAGUGUUUACCCAGUCAUCCCUUCCAUCGCUCUCUACGGGACGGAGCACUAUGCAAGCUGUCCCCCUUCUUUCUACGAGGAAGACGCCGCUGCUUCGCUGCCGCCUUCUACGUCGAGUUUGGUCUUCCCUCCUCAACAGAAACACAUUGGGAAGGCACGGCCUCUUCCUUUCUCUUCUUCUCUCCGACCUUCGCCCCUCCUUCCUGCGCGAUCUUUCUUCCAAGAGCAAGAACACGAGGCUUCGCGGCUGACGUUCGUCCCUUCACAUGCAUCGGGGAAAAAAGGUGUUUCAAAGGACAAAUGCAUGCAGUUGUUUGUCGUGCCUUGUCUGUCAUGGUGUGGAGGGCGAUAUUUUUCGCCGCAUCGAUGUGUCUCAUCUGCUCCGUCGUUUGAUGCUUUCCCUGUCGGCUGA